Molecule: messenger RNA, 1663 nt
Organism: Betta splendens (Siamese fighting fish)
Lineage: Eukaryota; Metazoa; Chordata; Actinopteri; Anabantiformes; Osphronemidae
Gene: pars2
Product: prolyl-tRNA synthetase 2, mitochondrial
Exons: 4
Coding region: 1-1452 (483 amino acids)
Biological process (GO): prolyl-tRNA aminoacylation
Cellular component (GO): mitochondrion; cytoplasm
Molecular function (GO): proline-tRNA ligase activity; ATP binding
Source: RefSeq, a predicted model, not a curated record
AUGGAGCCUUUAAUGCCUCGGGUUUGGUCGAGGGUUUUCCGGCGUCUCCAAAGAGCCUCGCUGCUCCUCAGGUGGAGUCACGCGGGCUGCGCCGAGCACGUCACGGUCCCUGCCUCCAGUCACCGCGGCCACGUCAGACCCGCUGCCCUGGUCUCCAGACUCUACCAGCCGUCCAACCUGCGUGACGUGGGGCAGGACAGUCGUCUGCAGGCAGAAAUGACCUGCAAGAGUCAGAGGCUCAUGCAGCAGGCCGGCCUCAUCCACCCGUCCAGCCCAGGGUGCUACUUCUACCUGCCCGUCACUGUCCGCUCCAUGGAGAAGCUGGUGCGACUGAUCGACCAGGAGAUGCAGGGGAUUGGAGGACAGAAGCUGGACAUGCCCAGUUUGUGCUCCGCUGAACUCUGGAAAACCAGUGAACGCUGGGAUUUAAUGGGAAAGGAGCUGUUGCGUCUCAAAGACCGCCAUGGCCUCGAUUACUGCUUAGGUCCCACACAUGAAGAGGCAGUCACGACUCUGGUCGCACACCAGGCCACUCUCUCCUACAGACAGCUCCCUCUGCUCCUUUAUCAGAUCACAAGGAAAUUCAGAGAUGAACCAAAGCCAAAGUUUGGUCUUCUUCGAGGGAGGGAGUUCUACAUGAAAGACAUGUACUCAUUUGAUGUGAGUGAAGAAGCCGCGCAUCAGACCUACGAAUCUGUGUGCCAGGCUUAUCAUCGCCUGUUCACCCGGCUCGGCCUGCGUUGCGUUCAAGUGCAGGCGGACACUGGAAACAUUGGCGGUAAACUCUCUCAUGAGUUCCAGCUGCCGGCAGAAAUCGGUGAAGACCGGCUUCUCGUGUGUGGGAACUGCUCCUUCUCUGCUAAUGUAGAGACCAUUUCAUCUGACACAACUCACUGCCCACAGUGCAGUACUGGCACACUGGUAGAGUCAAAGGGUAUCGAGGUAGGACACACAUUUUACCUGGGGAAGAAGUACUCCAGUAUAUUCAAUGCCACCUUCAGCAACGCCCAGAACAAGUCUAGCAUCGCAGAGAUGGGCUGCUUUGGUCUUGGAGUUACCCGUAUUCUUGCUGCAGCCAUUGAAGUACUGUCAACAGAGGAGGGGAUCCACUGGCCAGGGCUCAUCGCCCCUUACCAGGUCUGUGUUGUCCCCCCAAAGAAGGGCAGUAAGGUGGACGAGGCCGCAUUGCAAGCUGAGCAGCUGGUUCACACCCUGGGAGAGACGCUCCCUCACCUGAGAGGUGAGGUUGUUCUUGAUGACCGCACGCAGAUGACCAUUGGAAAGCGGUUGAAAGAUGCCAGCAGACUGGGCUACCCAUAUGUCAUUGUAGUAGGGCAGGGUGCCCUGGAGGAAACGCCCAGAUACGAGGUGAUCUGUCAGCAAACUGGAGAGACAGUGUUUCUCAGUAAAGAUGGACUCUUAGGUUUACUAGAAAAAGUAGAAACUAUCUGAAUAACAACAUCACUCUUUAUGUGGGAAUAGAGGGUUUUGUCUUAUGUGGAUACGAGAACUGGAUUUUUCUGUUGGUUUGCUUUUAUAUUUUCCAAAAUCAUAAAACCUGUAAUUUGCAUAAAUGUUAUGUAAUACAAAAGCUUGUUGAUGUACUUUCAUCAUGAUAGAUCCUCAUGCUGGUGAUUGAAUUAAAUUAAAUAUCUCAAACGAA